Ananas comosus (pineapple) is the source of this 1712-nucleotide messenger RNA. Its product is annotated as RNA polymerase sigma factor sigD, chloroplastic. Lineage: Eukaryota; Viridiplantae; Streptophyta; Magnoliopsida; Poales; Bromeliaceae. Gene Ontology annotation, biological process: regulation of DNA-templated transcription; DNA-templated transcription initiation. The coding region runs from base 140 to 1432 and encodes 430 amino acids. The transcript is spliced from 5 exons. Gene Ontology annotation, molecular function: DNA-binding transcription factor activity. The record is from RefSeq and is a predicted model, not a curated record.
CAGCAUUUGAAGCACCAAAAUAUCUCAGCAAGAGGAAUGUGUGAAGCCUAAAAAGGAAGCCUACUAUUGCAUUGUGUAUUGAAGACUCUGGUCUCCUGCUAUUGUUACUAUUGUUUUAUCUUCUUAGCAAGAUCAACAUAUGGUAAUGCAUGCAUGCACCUUGAAUUCCCCCUCCACCACUGCCACUCUCUCACUCCCUCUCCACCAUGCUUUGCUCUCCAAGCCCACACUCCAAUUUCCCCAAUCUCUGUCCUCGCCAUCAUCGCCAUCUCUCUCUCUUCCUCCCGUCAUCACCAACCAUACCACUUUUCACCUUGUAGUUGUGCCCGAGGACUCUCAGGCAAUCAGUGGGGUGAGUUCUUCAUCGCGGGAUUUUAGCGAAGGAAUCGCAAAGGAUAAUAAUAUUGUGCUGGAAAGGAGAAGGAAAAGGAGGUGGAGGAAAAGGACGAGGAGAAAGAAUGCUGAUUUGCGCUCAGAAUCGGAUGACGAGGAGGAGGAUGGGAGAAUGUUCAGGGCAGUAGAACAACGUCGUUUUUCGAAGGUGGAGAAAUCGAGAUAUCUUACACGAAGGCAGGAGGCACAAUUCUCUCUUUAUCUCAAGGAGGAGGCCAUGCUAGAGAAAGAAAACAACCAAAUGGGGGAGUUCACUUCAACAACAUCAGCUGAGUUGAUAAGGAGAAGCAGCAGAGACAAAGCAUUGUUGAGAGCGCGAGAGAGUAGAGAGAGGAUCAUCCUCAGCUACAAGCGCCUCGUCGUCUCCAUUGCUUCUACCUACCAAGGCAGAGGACUCGGCCUUCAAGACCUCAUCCAGGAAGGUUGCAUAGGACUUCUUCGAGGUGCGCAGAGAUUUGAUCACAAGAAAGGAUAUAAACUCUCGACUUACGUCUAUUGGUGGAUCAAGCAAGCGAUCGUCAGAGCCAUCGUUAACAAGUCAAGGAUUGUGAGAUUGCCGGGUAGCUUGUGUGAGGCGGCGAACAGAGUCGCAGAAGCUAAUUCGAUACUAAGAAGGCGAUUAGGGAGAUGGCCUACUUACGAAGAAAUCGCCGACUUUGUACAUGUAGGUGUUUCUAGUGUUCGAAUCAUUAGUGAGAGGAUUAGACAUCCGAUUUCGAUUGAUCAACCAGUGAACAAGGAAGGUUUGUCACUCAAGGAAAUUAUUCUGGGACCUGAUGAAAUACGACCGGAGACGAUUGUCACAAGACAAAUAAUACUGAGGACUUUGGAGGAGCUUCUCAAGACGCUGAGUGCGAGGGAAGAACACAUCAUGAGAUUACACUACGGUUUGAAUGGCGAAACAGCGCGAUCAUGCGAAGAGAUCGGGAAAUUGAUGAAUCUUUCCAGAGAGAGGAUUCGACAAAUUCAUGGCAAUGCAUUAGCAAGACUAAAGGAAGAGAAGGGUCUGAUAGAAAGCUUGUGGCAAAAUUCUUUAUAGAAAUUUCAUACAAAGUUAUCCAAGUCAUCAAUUAUAGGAUCAUUACGGAGACUAAUAAAAUUGGAGAAGCCAAAGCAGUAUCAAGUUCAUGUUCUUGUAUAAAAGUUUCUUCUUUUAUUUCUUCUCCGCAACUAUGUGUAGAAUUCACAGUCAUAGAAAAAUGUCUCUUUAAACAAAAAUUAUGUUUUUCUUUUCUGUUUUUUUUUUCUGGAUGUUCCAUGGUCUAAGCAUAAUCUGUUAGUUAUAAACUAGAGUGGUGGACAUCUAUUAUACGCUGUAA